GGCACGCUGGGAGUUGUAGUUCUGCCCCGGGGGACGGGCCUGGCGGAGCCGAGCGGGGCAGGCAGCGGGGCAGCCCCGCGCCGGGAUCUAUGGCCGAGCGGGACGCGGCGGGUGCCGGAGAAAUUGAGGCAGAGAGGGGCUCAGACUCGCUUGACUCCGAUUCUGACUCCGAAAACGGUGGCGCCUCUGGAGAGUCUGAAAUGGAUUUCCUGCGACACCUCCUGUCCCGGACGCUGGGCCUGGGCAGCGAGAAGCCGGAGAAGGUGCUGGAUGAGCUGACGUUGGACGGAGUGAGCCGCUUCAUGCAGAGCGAGAAGUGCAGGAACGUCGUCUGCAUAGUGGGCGCUGGGAUCUCCACCUCCGCGGGGAUCCCGGACUUCCGGUCGCCCGGCACGGGGCUCUACGCCAAUCUGCAGAGCUACAACCUGCCGUACCCUGAAGCCAUCUUUGAAAUCAACUACUUCAAGCAACACCCGGAGCCGUUCUUUGCCCUUGCCAGGGAGCUGUAUCCAGGACAGUUUAAGCCCACCGUGUGCCACUACUUCAUCCGGCUGCUGAAGGAGAAGGGUUUGCUGCUGCGCUGUUACACGCAGAAUAUUGACACGUUGGAGCGGGUGGCCGGACUGGACCAGGAAGAUCUGGUGGAAGCCCACGGCACCUUCUUCACCUCUCACUGUCUCGGCUCCUCCUGCAAGAAGCAGUACACCCUGGACUGGAUGAAAGAAAAGAUUUUCUCGACUGUCACCCCCAAGUGCGACAAAUGUCAGAGUCUGGUGAAGCCGGAUAUCGUGUUCUUUGGGGAGAGCCUGCCCCCCCGCUUCUUCACACUCAUGCAGUCGCAGGAUUUCCAGAAGGUGGACCUGCUCCUCAUCAUGGGCACGUCGCUGCAGGUGCAGCCCUUCGCCUCCCUCGUCAGCAGGGUGCCCACAAACACCCCGAGGCUGCUGAUUAACAAGGAGAAGACAGGGCAGAGUGAUCCCUUCAUGUCCCUGAUGGGCCUCAGCACCGGCAUGGACUUCGACUCGGAAAAGGCCUACAGGGAUGUGGCAUGGCUCGGGGAGUGCGACGAAGGCUGCACAGCGCUGGCCGAGCUGCUGGGAUGGAAGAACGAGCUGGAGGAGCUGGUGAAGAAGGAGCACUCUGCCAUCGAUGCCAAGUCGGGGCAGGCAGGCGAGGCCGGGAGAAGCCCUUCCCCUCCCCCGGCUGGGGCCACGGCAAGCCCCUCCCCUCCCCCAGCGAAGCCGGGGUCAUCGCCCCAGAAGGAAAGCGAUGCCGGAAGCCAAGCGGAAUGAUGGAGCCCGGCCGUGGCUGGUGAGGGCCGUUAAUUGGAGCGGAUUAGAACUCGCCACUGCCUGGACUGUCUCCCCCUACGAGGGGUGAGAGCCGCCUCUGAUCUAAAGAGGGCUGGGAGCUGGGGUCACCCCAAGUUUGCAGCUCAGAGGGGAGGGGGGUCUGGGGUCAGAGAGGCUGGGGAAGGGAUGAGAUUCAGGGGCGUUUGACUCUGGAAUCGCCUAUCCCGGGUGAGCAGGGGCUGCUUUGAAUCAUUUCGCGCUAACCACGUGUUUCGUUAUUUCCCCACCGAGCGAGAAUAACUGAAAUCCAGGGCUCACGGAGAGCACUGCAAGAGAGACUUGCAUUUCCUUUCUAAUUCGUUCCCCCAGCUGGGAUCCCGUUUCCCUCCGAGACCCAUCUCGCUAACGUGCCAGGCCCCAGACUUCCCGACAAGCGGCACCAAAGCUAGUAGGUGCAUUCGGGCUGAAAAUCGAAUACCGGCACAUUACGCGAUUUCCACCCCCCCCCCCCCCCCGUGCUCGGUGUUUAAUUUGGGUUAGUUAUUGCAAUGUAUUAAGUAUCACUUGACUAUUAAAUUUUAGCAUCUUGGAGGCAA
Molecule: messenger RNA, 1888 nt
Organism: Malaclemys terrapin pileata
Lineage: Eukaryota; Metazoa; Chordata; Testudines; Emydidae
Gene: SIRT2
Product: sirtuin 2
Exons: 16
Coding region: 90-1292 (400 amino acids)
Molecular function (GO): NAD+ binding; histone deacetylase activity, NAD-dependent
Source: RefSeq, a predicted model, not a curated record